Molecule: messenger RNA, 3852 nt
Organism: Bradysia coprophila
Lineage: Eukaryota; Metazoa; Arthropoda; Insecta; Diptera; Sciaridae
Biological process (GO): positive regulation of transcription by RNA polymerase II
Cellular component (GO): nucleus
Molecular function (GO): transcription coactivator activity
Source: RefSeq, a predicted model, not a curated record
CUUUACUUUGUUUUCCUUCAGCUCUCAAAACGUCGCCAGCUCUGCAUGAGCAAAGAAAGCAGUUAGAAAGAGCUAAAACCGGAGAUCUUCUUCGGGCCAAAAUUCAACAACGUCCUGAUCGCCAGGAAUUAGAACGUCGACAUAUUCUUGAACACGAUGAAAGCCACGUCGAUCCUAGUCUGGCUGAAAAGCAAAGAAUGCUGAAGAAAGCUAGAUUAGCCGAUCAACUAAAUUCACAAAUAUCUCAUCGACCUGGUCCUUUAGAACUGAUAAAGAAGAAUAUUUUACACACAGAAGAGCCAAUAGAAAGAAUUGUGAAAGAAGGUUUGGUUUCAUUCAAAGCAACUAGUGAGGGAUUAUUAAGUCGUCCGCAACAACCACAUGGUUACAUAAAUUUUGAGGACGAUUCGCAAAGUUCUGAGGGUGAUCAACGAACGAGUCCGCAAAGAAGUGAUGUAAUCGAAGCAGCUGCUGCAUCGGCGGGCAUUGUUACUGUGGCACUAACAAUUCCAACCAGCGGUGGACAAGUUGUUGUCAAAUCAGCUCCAAUGCUUCAGCAGAAAUUCCAAUCAGCUAUCAUCACUACUCCAUACGUCCCUCCACCACCACCACCGCCUCCAGUACCUAUCAAAUCGGAACCCAUUCAAAUUAAAUCCGAAACCUCAAACCUAUUUGCCGAAUUAUGUCAAUCAGUUGUUGGUAAUUCCAAUUUGCUUCCACUUGUUCCCAGUCCAGUAUCAUUAAGUUCCACAACAUCAACGCUGAGUCCAUUGUCUUCAGUUUCAUCACCGCCAUCUCAGUUCACAUGCCGUCCUAUGCAGUCUUCCUCGCAGAGCCAGAAAUCGGACGCUCCUGGAAAAGACAAGAACCGAAAGAAGUGCAAGACCAAACCAGUUGCCAAGUCCAGGCCUAUUAAAUUUCAUGAAUAUAAAGGACCACCAAGCGCACAAAAGCCUAGCUCAUCUUCAAGUAGCGUUAACGAAGAAACUUCCUAUCAAUUAUUGCUCAAACAACAAACGUUUCUGCUUGAAUAUCUGGAAGGACUUCAUAAAAAUUCGUCAAUGACUCCAGCGAAUCAGAAAAUAAUGCAAGCUGAACUCAAUGCACUUCAACAAAAUAGUUAUCUUCAGCAACCACUCCCAUCACCCGCUCCUUCUGUUAGCUCAUCAAUUCCUGCUAGUCCAGCUCCGAGUUACAAUGAAUCCAUCAGCUCCGAGAUAAGCAAGUUGGAAAAGAUGAAAGUUUCUGACUUGAAGCUGUUAUUGAAAAAAAGAAAUUUGCCUGUGUCGGGUCCGAAGCCUCAACUAAUCGAAAGACUGCGACCACAUUUACUCAUGGAGCCAGGAGAUACAUCCACCAAUGAGUCGAUAUCAGGCGAAACUUGUGAUAUGGAUGCCAUGAAUUCUCCUCAUCAGUCACUGUCACCCGAAUCCGAACAUGAGAGCAUGGAUGUUCAACAGAUUGAUUCUCCAUGUCCGGUUGGCAGACAAACACCGCAAUUCAAAAAUGAUGAUUUGUUACGUGAACAACAACGUAAAAUUGAUGAGUUACAGAGAAAGCUUCGUGAAAGUCAGGAAGAGCUGCUGCAGAUGCGUCAAAUUCAUCCAAUUCCGGCUGUACCCAGUGAAAAUAUUGUUCCGCCGAAGCCCGAAGUGAUAAAUCAAAAGAUGGUAUUCAAGCAGCAGUUGGAGGCCAAAAUUCAGAAAGAGAAGUUACAGCAAUUAGAGAAUCAACAGAGGCUUCAAAGAGAACACUUGGCUUUUCAACAAGCAAAGAACCAAGGCAAUAUCAUCAUUCGCAAUCAAAAUUCUCCAGUUCUCAUAGCACCUAAAGAAGAGAAGCCACCUAUUCAGCUUGCAUUUAACAAUAAUCCUCCAACAGUUCAAUUGGCCAAUAAAAAGAACGUAGAAAUCGUUUGGAAUGGGGAACCAACCCUUUUUCUGGUUAACAUACCCGACAACAAGCGUAUCAUAAAUGCUGUGCAACAAAAACCCAUGCCUGGAAUUUUGGUUCCAAUAUCAGCUCCGAUAUCAUCUUCCAUAGCAACGCUAUCCGGUCCAGUUCCACCUCCACCACCUCCUCUUCCACCGACUGACUUAACUGUAAAUCGUAUUGCACUCUCUCAACCACUACAGCAGACAUCUCCACCGCCACUCCAACGGCAAACUACAGACAAAACACUUCCACAGUACGAAGAGGCUGCCAAACAGUUAGCGGCCAAUAACAAAACAGGAAAAAAUCACAUUAAAUCACAAGUUAUGACUGACGUUCUCGAAAUUUUAAUAAAAAAUGGAGAACUACCAGAAACUGCUGUAUUCGAUCCAGCAACACCCACAACACCAGGAACAAAUAUCAAUUUGACUCAGAGUAUGAUUUAUCAGCCGUCAAAAUUGACAAUUAGCUCAGGACCACCUAAACUGACAAUGAUACGAGGCGUUCCAGCUUCUAGCAACAUUGAAAAUGUGGAAAUGAUGUCACCCAUGCAACCGGAUUGUGAGAACUCUGUCAGCAGUUUCGAUUUGUUCAUGGAGCGUCAACAACAAGAAAAACGUGACCAAGACGCUGCUAAGCAAGAACUUAUGCAGCAACAACAGUCGUUACAUCAUCAAAAAAGUGAGCAGCAAAAUAAUGUAUCGAGUCUGAAUCAACAAAUGGACUCGCAACAAUCACCUAGCCGUCAUCCAAUUGUCACCAAUGGACACCAAUCAAAUGUAAAACAUUUCGAUGAUUUGGAGUUAAUGGAUAUCAUAGGUAUGGAUAUAGGUGAUGACCAGUAUCAACUAAAUCCAGUUAAAAAUUCUCUGAUAAAUGGAAAUGGAAGUGGAAUUAUAUCGAAAACGCAUCGACGUGAUAUGAAUCCUAGCUUACAACCAUCUCUAAAUGAACUGAUAAUGGAGCAGCAGCAACAACAACAACAACAACAAUCAACUAGUUUUAACAAUAACUUCAAUUUCGAUGGCUGCAACAACAACAAUAAUUUCCACUCAAUUCCGAUGGACAUCGAAGACUUCGAAAAUUCUCUUUCCCAUUUCGAUUUCAGUUCAAUAGGCGUAUCGGACGAACAAAUCAAUACACCGCCACAUCCAUUCUCCCAGUUGCAACAACAAAACCAACAGCAGACAUCCAUUGGUAACAGCGUUGAUGUGGAUUCGUACGAUCCGAAUUUAUCAAUAAACAAUGACAAUUAUCUGGACUUCUUCAACAUUGACGACUUUAAAAUGGGUAGCGACAAUACGCUCUCCUUCGGUGAAGUUGAUUUUCCCGUAUAACAAACAAUGUGUUGUUUUUAAUGACUGACAAUUGGGUGAUGAUGGCGUUAAUGUUGAAGAUUUAAUUGAAUUUACCAGUAGAAUUUUACAAUUGCGCUGGACAGAUAAAAAUGCACAUAGUGAUAAAUUGAUUAAAAACAAUAAACUGUACUGAGGAUCAUUCGUAGAUUUCGUAAUAAUUUUGGAUAGAUGCCAUGAUGUCAAAGUGUGCCUUUUAAUUCGUUUAGAAGAAUUAGAGAAGUAAAGGAAAUUUGGUGGAAAGAGGACUGUUAAGGACUCAAACACAAGUGAUGUAGUCGAUAAAACAAUUCGGAAAAAAGUGUUAUAAUUUGAUGAAGAACAUUAUGAGAGAAUACGAUGAAAGUAAAUAAUUUGUUGGAAAGAAAAUUGCACAAUUUGCCAUAUCCUCCACAGAAACAAUUUAUCGAAAAAUGAAUGUGUGUAAAAUCAUCAUCAUCAUCACCACCACGUGAUUAAGGUAUCGUAUACAUAAUAUGAUAAUUUAUAUAAAAAUGUUUUUUUUUCUUUGUUAAAAUAGAAAAAUGGAUAAAUCCGAUAUAAAUCAUUUCCUUUAGUUCAUAAA